Molecule: messenger RNA, 1434 nt
Organism: Meloidogyne enterolobii
Lineage: Eukaryota; Metazoa; Nematoda; Chromadorea; Rhabditida; Meloidogynidae
Source: the annotation of a GenBank genome assembly
AUGGUAGCGAUUACUACAUUUCAAAACACCACUAAUAAUGAAGUUAUUUCUCAUCCUAAAAAGGAACCAAAACUUGGAAAUUUUAUUUAUUUGCUUUCCGGAAUGGCUGUAAUUGGUGGAUUCCUUUUUGGUUAUGAUACAGGAAUUGUAUCCGCAGCUAUGCUUUAUGUACCACAAAAUAAUUAUCUUAAACCUAUGGGAAAUUUGUGGAAGGAAGUUAUUGUUUCUAUUACACCUGGAAUGGCUGGUAUGAUUAUUUUGCCGACAAUUAUUUUUGCUGUUGGAGCUUUUGUUUGUGCAAUUGGAAUAAGUAAAUGGAUUUUGUUAAUUGGAAGGAUAUUAUUGGGGAUUGCUAUUGGAUUUGCUUCAAUGAUUGUGCCAAUAUAUGUGGGUGAAUGCUCACCAGCACAUAUUAGAGGAAAACUAGUUACUGGAUUUCAAUUAAUGAUUACUUUUGGAUUACUUUCUGCUAACAUUUUUGCGGUUGGAUUUUCUUAUAUUGAUCCAGAGAAUUGGGGAUGGAGAUUAAUGUUUGGUUUUGCCGCAAUUCCCUCAAUUUUGCAAUUUAUUGGUUUCUUUUUCUUACCUGAAAGUCCUCGUUGGCUUUACCAAAAUAAUUUAAAAAGUGAAUCAGAAAAAGUUCUUUCAAAAAUUUAUAAUGGAGAUCAAAAUUGGAUUAAAUAUGAACUAGAUGAAAUUCAUUUUGCUCAUGAACAACAAAUACAGGAUCAACUAAAUUAUGGAGCAAUAAUCCGUUCUGCGGGCGUUAAAGACUACCACGAUACUAUUUGGAUAUCUGUGGGAACAGCUAGUAGUAAUUGUGAUUUUUGCACAACAGAUGAAUUAUGUGGAUUUUGUGAGAAAAAGGGAAAUAAUGGAGGGGGAUUUUGUCUUCCUAAGGAUCAUUUUAAUGCAGAUAUUCGUUCUAUAACAGGGCCUUGUUCCUCAAAAAAUAGCACAAAUGGAUUACAUUUUAUUGGAAAUAUUGAAUAUGAAUGGAACGAAAAUUGUCAUACAGACACAAAAUAUACAAUUUUGCCAAUUCUUUUAAUGGUAAUAUUUUUAUGUUCUUUUGCUAUUGGUUAUGCUCCACUUCCUUGGGUAUUAAAUGCUGAAUUUUAUCCACUUUGGGCUAGAAGUACUUGUGUUUCUUUAACUACUUUUUGUAAUUGGGAAUUUAAUUUAAUCGUUUCUUUAACAUUUUUAACGUUAACACAAGAAGCAACAAAAUAUGGAGCAUUCUUUAUUUAUGCUGGAUUAACGGCUAUUGCUUUUCUACUUUUUUAUAAAGUUGUUCCAGAAACUAAAGGUCUUAACUUGGAUGAGGUUCAAUUAUUAUUUAUGUCUAAAAAAGAACGUCAAAGAGCUGUUUCUACACUUCAACAAAUACCUAUGUCUAAAAUAGAAAAUAAUAAUGGAUUUAAUUAUAAAUAA